Molecule: messenger RNA, 487 nt
Organism: Cynoglossus semilaevis (tongue sole)
Lineage: Eukaryota; Metazoa; Chordata; Actinopteri; Pleuronectiformes; Cynoglossidae
Gene: ndufa3
Product: NADH:ubiquinone oxidoreductase subunit A3
Exons: 4
Coding region: 135-386 (83 amino acids)
Cellular component (GO): mitochondrial inner membrane; respiratory chain complex I
Source: RefSeq, a predicted model, not a curated record
CGGAGUAUUAAGAGAGUAAUUAUGCUUUUGUCUUCCUCGUUCACCCUGAGGAAGUAUAUUUUCGUGAGACGGUCACGGAAUAUAGACGUCAUAUUUCCCAUGAGCACUCGCGCUGUUCAACAACACAGAACAACAUGGCGAGGGUCCUAGCCUUUCUGAAGAAUGCGUGGGCUAAAGAGCCUAUUUUCACGAUCGCCGGUGGAAUGGUAGUUGCCGGUAUCAUUUUGCCGCUGAUAAGCCCCCUCACAAAGUACUCAAAUAAAAUCAACGAGAGCAUGCCGUACAACUACCCAGUUCCAGUGCGAGACAAUGGAAGUAUGCCCGACAUUCCUUCUCAUCCAAGUGAACCGAAGGGAAGAAGCCUGGAGUGGUUAAAAAAUAUGUAACUUUGGUCCGAACCAAUGUAAAUAAUUCUCCACUUUCUCAUAUCUGUCCACAACACUGAUCAGCCCAACAAUGUUCCAGAAUAAAGACUAUUUAACUCUCA